Messenger RNA from Linum tenue, 279 nucleotides. The record is from the annotation of a GenBank genome assembly. Lineage: Eukaryota; Viridiplantae; Streptophyta; Magnoliopsida; Malpighiales; Linaceae.
AUGUUAAGGCAUUUCAUGCAGAUUGAAAUCGACAACGAUCUGCUUACGGCAAUGUCAGAGCGAUGGCGCCCCGAAACCCAUAUGUUCCACCUUCCGGAGGGGGAAAUGACGAUCACCCUCAAAGACGUCGCGAUCCUCAUCGGGCUGCCGAUACCUGGAGAGGCCAUCAUUGGUAUCACUACCAAACCCGAAGCAGGUUGGAGGCCGCUCAUUCGUGAUCGUUUGGGCUUUGACAUGUCGACCACCACACCAAUUCAAGGACGGGGCAUCCAUCAUUGA